This is a messenger RNA of Limulus polyphemus (Atlantic horseshoe crab), 477 nucleotides long. RefSeq names its product ornithine decarboxylase-like. The record is from RefSeq and is a predicted model, not a curated record. Gene Ontology annotation, molecular function: ornithine decarboxylase activity. The annotation marks the transcript as partial. Lineage: Eukaryota; Metazoa; Arthropoda; Merostomata; Xiphosura; Limulidae. The transcript has 3 exons. Gene Ontology annotation, cellular component: cytoplasm.
GGAGAAAUUGACCAACUUAUGGACUUGGAAAUUGAUCCCUCCAAGAUCAUUUAUGCAAAUCCCGUCAAAUUCCGAUCGCACAUAAGACAUGCUGCGUCCGUCGGCGUCCACCUGAUGACGUUUGAUUGUUACAAAGAGUUGUUGAAGAUUAGUGAGUGUGAUCCGGAAGCAAGGCUUGUCGUGAGGAUCCGGCCAGUUUGUGAAUCAAACGUUUACGAGUCACUUGGUAACAAGUUUGGUUGUAGUGUUGAGGAAGCUUGUCGUCUGGUGCGGAAGGCACGUGACCUUAAGUUGACUGUAGAGGGAGUAUCAUUUCAUGUUGGUUAUGCAUGUACGGAUCCCACGUGCUUUACAUAUGCAAUUGAAGCGGCAAGUCGAGUCUUCACCGAAGUUUCGAGAAUUGGAGUGAAGAUGACUUUGUUAGAUAUCGGCGGAGGUUAUCCGGGGUCAACUGUGACUAAGGAUAUUUUGAGAGAU